This is a messenger RNA of Mus musculus (house mouse), 3531 nucleotides long. It is a transcript of the gene Zfp37, whose product is annotated as zinc finger protein 37. Gene Ontology annotation, biological process: regulation of DNA-templated transcription; cell differentiation. NCBI's taxonomy places the organism in Eukaryota, Metazoa, Chordata, Mammalia, Rodentia, Muridae. The record is from RefSeq and is marked validated. The transcript has 4 exons. Gene Ontology annotation, cellular component: nucleus. Bases 246 to 1907 code for a protein of 553 amino acids.
GGCGUUGUUGUUGAAUAGUCUUUUGGGAAGGCCGGUGUUCUAAGGGACCAAGGUAUUGGGGUAUUAUGGGCAUAUGGAGUAUUAAGUGCCCGUGAUAUUGGGGGCAUAUGGAGUUGGGGAUUGCUGUAACUUUCGGAAAUCAGUAUUUUGACGGAUCUGUCUAGAAGGAAUGGGAGCAGCUGGAACCUGUGCAGAGAGAUGUGUACAAGGAUACGAAGCUAGAGAACUGCAGCAAUCCAGCCUCCAUGGGAAAUCAAGAUCCCAAACAAGACAUAGUCUCCGUGUUGGAAGAAGAAGAGCCAUCAUCGGGAAAGGGGAAAAAAGCCAGCCCAAGUAGUCUGAAAAAAAUAGCAAGGCCCAAGACAGCAGGAACAAGUGCAAAACUCCAACAAGAUGAUGAGCAUAGGGAGGAAAAGCAGAAGUCCCAAAGCAAACUUACUAAGGAAGUGACACUCAGGAAGAAAAGUUCCAACAGCAAGAAAAGCAGUGAGUAUGGUUUGUUGGAGAACAAAAGUCUCCACUCAAAACACACUCCUUCCGAGAAAAAACUGCUUAAGUCCAGUUCCCGUGGGAAGAACUCGAAUCAGAAUUCAGACUCUCUGAAAAAGAAACCUGACACAGCUAAUGACCACAGGAAAUCACUCAGCCAUUCUGCAUCUGAUGUGAACAAAGAUGAAAUUCCAACUAGAAAGAAAUGCGACAAGUUACCCAACAAUAAGUUGUCUGAUAAAGGUGACAAAAACCAAACCAGCAAAAAAUGUGAGAAAGUAUGCCGUCAUAGUGCAUCCCAUACCAAGGAAGACAAAAUUCAGACCGGGGAGAAACGGAAAUCACACUGCCGUACUCCAUCUAAACCUGAAAAAGCCCCAGGUUCUGGGAAACCUUAUGAAUGUAACCACUGUGGGAAGGUCCUCAGCCAUAAACAGGGACUCCUUGACCAUCAAAGAACUCACACUGGGGAGAAACCAUAUGAAUGUAAUGAAUGUGGGAUAGCUUUCAGCCAGAAGUCCCACCUUGUUGUACAUCAGAGAACUCACACUGGGGAAAAACCAUACGAGUGUGAACAGUGUGGCAAAGCACACGGACAUAAACAUGCCCUCACUGACCAUCUAAGAAUCCAUACUGGAGAAAAGCCCUACAAAUGUAAUGAAUGUGGCAAAACGUUUAGACACAGCUCAAACCUUAUGCAACACCUAAGAUCUCACACGGGUGAGAAGCCGUAUGAAUGUAAGGAAUGUGGCAAAUCCUUUAGAUAUAAUUCAUCUCUUACUGAACAUGUGAGAACACACACAGGUGAAAUACCAUACGAAUGUAACGAAUGUGGCAAAGCUUUCAAGUAUGGCUCAUCCCUGACUAAACAUAUGCGGAUUCAUACAGGGGAGAAACCAUUUGAAUGUAAUGAAUGUGGGAAAACUUUUAGCAAAAAGUCACACCUAGUUAUACAUCAAAGAACUCAUACAAAGGAGAAACCUUAUAAAUGUGAUGAGUGUGGGAAAGCCUUUGGACAUAGCUCAUCUCUUACCUACCAUAUGAGAACUCAUACAGGUGACUGCCCCUUUGAAUGUAAUCAAUGUGGUAAGGCCUUUAAACAGAUUGAAGGCCUUACCCAACACCAGAGAGUUCACACAGGGGAGAAACCCUAUGAGUGUGUUGAAUGUGGGAAAGCCUUUAGUCAGAAGUCACACCUCAUCGUACACCAGAGAACUCAUACAGGGGAGAAACCCUUUGAAUGUUAUGAGUGUGGAAAAGCCUUCAAUGCAAAAUCACAACUUGUUAUUCAUCAGAGAUCCCACACUGGAGAGAAACCCUAUGAAUGUAUUGAAUGUGGUAAAGCCUUCAAGCAAAAUGCCUCUCUUACCAAACAUAUGAAAAUUCACUCAGAAGAACAAUCUGAGGAAGAAGAUUAAUGUAGGAAACCUGACAACUGACUGGUUUGGUAUUAUUUAACCUUAAAGAUGUUCUCAAUUUGAUGAUGUUAGAAUAUCUUUUUUUAGGAAAUCAUUCCUGGUGAUACAUGAGAGAAUUUGAAUAUGGAUCUUUACAUAAGAUGGUAAUAAAAUUUAACCUUGAUCCCAAACCUAAACAGAAAAUACUGUAUUUUUACACUUAUUAUAAAUUGUCUCCAUAUUUAGAUUAAAAUACGAAUCUUUUAAAAGAGUGAAUAAGGAGAUAUCAUAAUCAGUAAAGUGCUUGUUAAGCAAGUACAGAGAUCUGAAUUCCAUCCCUAAGGAUUGAUAAAAAGCUAGAUGUGGGGGCAUGCUCUUGCAAUCUCACAAUUGGGAAAGUUGAGACAGGAGAGUCCUGAGAACUCCUGACCAACCAGACUUAUUUAAUUUGCAAGCCAUAGGUCACAAGAAAAAAGAACUGUUUUAAAAAUAGGGUAGAGGGUUCCUGAGAAACAGUACUCAAGGUUGACACAUGUACACACACAGACACACACAGACACACAGACACACACACAGACACACACACAGACACACACAGAUACACACACACACACACACAGACACACACACACAGACACACACACAGUUGUGAAAAUGUUAACGAAUUAGAGCAACAAACAGUAAAAUAUGACACUUCAUGAACUUUCUAGGUGUGUGCUUAAGCUCCACAGUUAGUAUUUAAUUUGUAUUUAUUCUUAUUGCAUACUUACCGCCUUGUGUAAAAUACAAGUGAGGGUGAGGGUAUCCUCUGGUAUUGUCUAGCUUUCUUUGUUAAUGUCUCUGUUAGCUUCUGAAUUAGUAGAAAACUUUCGGGAGUUGUUUUGUUUUGUUUGAGACAAUAUCUCACCAUAUAGUCCUGGCUAGCCUGGAACUUGUUACGUGUACCAGGCUGGCCUUGAACUUGUUAUGUAGACCAGGCUGACCUUGAACUCACAGAGAUAUGUCUGUCUCUGCCUCCCAAGUGCUAGAUUUAAAGACUUCAGUAGAAAACUUUAAGGGGUUUUGUCUAGAUUUUGUUAAGAGGUUCAUAAAAAAGUGGAAAACAGCUGAAAAUGUGUUGAUAGUGAGUGAUACUUGUUAUAUUGUUAAGUAUAGAAAAUGGAUUGUUAAACCAUCUAUAUAGUAUGUUCUCAUUGUGGACAGAGUGUGUAUGUGUGUCCCUGUACUCUGUGUACAUAUAUAUGUGUUUAUCCCCAUAUAUUUGUAUAUGAAUAGACUUUUUUUUAACCUAUAAGAAAAUUAAUGGUGGCUUCCACUGAACACAAGAGUGCAGCAUUGAGGUCUGACAUGUUUAUCAUGUACAUGUGUCUAAUUCAAAUAUGUAUUAUAUAAAAAUACAUUCAUAUGUGCAAAUUAACACAAUUUAAAACAAUAGCUGAGUCUAUUUCACAGUGUUAUUUGAAAAAGUGACAUAAGAUUUCUAUGCUCCUUUAUGAACAAUGAAUUUAAGACAUAUGGCAUUGAACCUUGAUAUUGAAUUCACAAAGAAUUUCCUAUAGAGCACAGAUUUUUGUUAACAUGAGUCAUAACUGUUAACAAUAUUUUAUUUCUCUUAUUUGCUAUUAAAAACUAAAGAUGAAUGAAA